This is a messenger RNA of Closterium sp. NIES-65, 1023 nucleotides long. The record is from the annotation of a GenBank genome assembly. Lineage: Eukaryota; Viridiplantae; Streptophyta; Zygnematophyceae; Desmidiales; Closteriaceae.
AUGCCUCUUCAACAAUUCGCGUUGUGUUCUCCUACUGGGCUUCAUUUGCCGGUUCCCACGCACAGACGGCCAAUUCUCGUGCACACACGGUAUGCCAGGUUCUCCGUACGACUGUUACCAUGCAACUCAAUUUCGCCGGCUACCACAUGCGGUGCGCAUUUUGAGAGGCAAUUGCGCUCCAAUAACAUAGCAGACAGCAAUGCAGCUUCACGAACGCCUUCCGUCGGAUCUAUCUGGGCUGCGGAUCGGACCAUCAGGGUGCGAGCACAAGCCGUCACUGUUGCCGAUGAUUCUAACCCGUCUGCGUCAUCGCCCUCCUCUCCCUCCGUUCCGCUCCGCGCGGCAUUCUUCGAUGUGGAUGGGACAAUAACGAGCAGCAACGUGGUGGCCGCGUUUGUAGCACUUCGUCUGCGAGACAUGCCGCUGCUGCAGAAGGCGGUCUGGGUGCCGUGGUUCGCGCUCAAUGUGGUGCUAUACCUAAUUCUAGACCGGAUCGACCGGGGUCUGUUCAAUCGCACGUUCUACCGCAACUAUAGGGGAAUGCUCGUGAGCGAGAAGGAGGCCAUGGCGGAUUUCGUGCACACGAAUUACCUCAAAUCAAAGGUGUUUCCAGGGGUGCUGGAACACAUUACUCGCCUUCGCACUGAUGGCUUCCGGAUUGUCCUGGUUACUGGCUCCCUUGAUUUCCUCAUUGAACCCCUUGCUAAGGAUCUUUCUGCAAGUGCAGUUUUUGCUGCGAAGCUGAAGGAGUCUGAUGGCAGGUUUACAGGGGAACUGGAGGGUGAGGCGGUGAGCAGUGCAGAGAAGGCUGCUGUGAUAAGAGGGUAUGCAGAGAGGGAAGGUAUUGCGUUGAAGGACUGCUAUGCAUACGGGGACAGCUACGCCGACUUCCAAAUGCUGCUUGAGGUGGGUCAAGCCUAUGCAGUGCGGCCAGAUGAUCGGCUGCUUGAGCAAGCUAAACAAAGAGGAUGGAUAGUGGUGGAAGAUUACAGCCAACUUGGUGGAGUGGAGGCAGAUGUUUGA